Messenger RNA from Nycticebus coucang (slow loris), 3643 nucleotides. RefSeq names its product thioredoxin reductase 2 (gene TXNRD2). The coding region runs from base 1839 to 3308 and encodes 489 amino acids. NCBI's taxonomy places the organism in Eukaryota, Metazoa, Chordata, Mammalia, Primates, Lorisidae. Gene Ontology annotation, molecular function: thioredoxin-disulfide reductase (NADPH) activity; glutathione-disulfide reductase (NADPH) activity; flavin adenine dinucleotide binding. Gene Ontology annotation, biological process: glutathione metabolic process; cell redox homeostasis; cellular response to oxidative stress. The transcript is spliced from 18 exons. Gene Ontology annotation, cellular component: mitochondrion; cytosol. The record is from RefSeq and is a predicted model, not a curated record.
GGACCACCCCCAUCCUGUCCCUGGAGGCCUGAGACAGCUCUGCUGUCCCCAUAGGGAGUGUGGAGGGUGUGAGGGAGGACUGGCUCAGGCUGCUACACGGAGAUGUCACUGCAGGAGGCAGAUGGCCAGCCCUCGGCCACCAGUGGGCUGGGGAGGAAGGCUGAGGGCAUGUGUAAAACAGGCUGUUACUGUCCAGGCCCUGGGGACCUCCCAGGCUGAAGGUGGCCCUGUGGGGUCCUGGGUGGCAGGCAGUCACCACUUUCUGAGGUGACCUAGUGCAGCUUUGUGAAUCUGGGGGCCUGGUGAAGACAUUCACCACCGUUUUUUGUUUGUUUGGUUUUUUUUGUUUGUUUGGAGACAAGAGUCUCAAGCUGUGGCCUUAGGUAGAGUGUUGUAACAUCAUAGCUCACAGCAACUUCCGACUCUUGGGCUCAAGCAAUCCUUUUGCCUCAGUUUUUCUACAUUUAGUAGAGACAGGAUCUUGCUUUUGCUCAGGCUGGUUUCGAACUCAUGAGCUCAAGCAAUCCACCCACCUUGGCCUCCCAGAGUAUGAGGAGUACAGGCGUGAAGGACAUCCGUCUUUCAAAGCCUCCUUACUGUGUAUGUCAGGUAGGAACACUCAUAAAUACACCUGUGUCAGUGGAGUCCUCACCUUACCCAGUGCCAGGGAAAGAUGUACAGACAGGAGCUGCCCCUUUACGCUACUGGGCAACUCUGACCUUGGGGCAGGGCAUUUGGUUUCCAGCUGGGCAGGAGGUGCCCUGAGGAUUCUGCCCCUUUGCUGGCAUGAGGAGGAGCUGAUAAGGCCUGGAGAAGGUACUAACCCCUAACAAGGAGUGCAAGUUUUGGCAUCUUGCUAUGUUGUCCAGGCUGGAGUACAGUGGCUAUUCAGAGGUAUGAUCAUAGUAUACUACAGCCUCGACCUGCUGGGCUCAAGCAAUCCCUCUGCCUCAGUCUCCCGAGUAGCUGGGACUACAGGUAUGUGCAAUGGUGUGCAGCUCUCAGAGUCUGAUUAUGAGCCACCACCUUCAUUUCAGCCCCAAAGUUUCUCCUUUCAGACCAGGGAGACACCAACCCUGUCACAGGCUUGGGGAGUGGCUGGUGGUAGCCACUGAAUGGCAGGAGCCAGCACAGUGCUGCAGAUGUUAACUGUCCUAUGACACCUGCUAUUAGGAAAGAGCUUGGGGGAUGGGGAGAACAGCCAUACAGAAGAUCCCGUGGUGGCCAGCUCACUUAUGGGUGCAGUUUGCUGGGGACUUCCACAUGUCCUCUCUGCAGUAGCACAUCUAUCACUUGGGCCUUGCCAUGGGUGCUGGGGUGCCUGCUCUAGCUGGUCCUGGAUUAGGCACCCAUUUGAGAGAGGAGUAGAAAAGUUACAGGAUAGUGUAGCCAGAAAGGAGCAGGGAGGCUCAGAUACUUAAGCCCAGAGGGUGGAGUGAGAGGGCAAAAGGCAGUGCCAUGUGGUUCCCCAGGGCAUUGGAGUACACAGGUGAGCCCCCAGGUAAGGGGUGCUUCCUUGCCAUCUGGCUCUUCCUCCCACAGAGCAGCACCUGCCCCACCCACCUUCUGGGUCCUUGGGAGUCCCUCCUUCCCAGCAAGCUAAUCUGACCCUCCCAUGUGCUUAAGGGCAGAUGUGCAGGCCUGUUCCAGUGCUUAUCAGGAUGAGAGGGCUCCUGGGCGUGCACAGGGGAGAGUAAACACCAGGAUAAGUCCACACUCUGCAAAGCCAGCUUGCCCUGCACACUGCCUGAUAGUGAGGCCGCAAGUGGGACGACCAGCUCGCUUACAGGUGCACUCUGGUGCACCCACUCAGGGUGACCGGAAGGACAGGCACCAGGAUGGAAGGGCAGUGGGAUUACGAUCUCCUGGUCAUUGGUGGGGGAUCUGGUGGCCUAGCUUGUGCCAAGGAAGCCGCUCAGCUGGGACGGAAGGUGGCUGUGGUGGACUAUGUGGAACCUUCUCCCCGAGGCACCAGGUGGGGCCUCGGUGGCACCUGUGUCAAUGUGGGCUGCAUCCCCAAGAAGCUGAUGCACCAGGCGGCGCUGCUGGGGGGCAUGCUCCAGGAUGCCCAGCACUACGGCUGGGAGGUGGCCCAGCCCGUCUCCCACGACUGGAGGAAGAUGGCAGAAGCUGUUCAAAACCACGUGAAGUCCCUGAACUGGGGUCACCGAGUCCAGCUGCAGGAGAGAAAAGUGAAGUACUUUAACGUCAAAGCCAGCUUUGUCAACGAGCACACAGUUUGCGGUGUCACCAAAGAUGGGAAAGAGACUCUGCUUUCAGCUGAGAACAUCGUCAUCGCCACUGGAGGGCGGCCACGGUAUCCCACGCAUAUCGAAGGUGCCCUGGAAUAUGGAAUUACAAGUGAUGACAUCUUCUGGCUGAAGGAAUCCCCUGGAAAAACGUUGGUGGUCGGGGCCAGCUACGUGGCCCUGGAGUGCGCUGGCUUCCUCACUGGGAUCGGGCUGGACACCACCGUCAUGAUGCGCAGUAUCCCCCUCCGCGGCUUUGACCAGCAAAUGUCUGCCCUGGUCACAGAGCACAUGGCGUCUCACGGCACCCAGUUCCUAAGGGGCUGCACCCCUGCCCGAGUCAGGAGGCUCCCGGACGGCCGGCUCCAGGUCACCUGGGAGGACCGCAUCUCUGGCAGUGAGGGCACAGACACCUUUGACACCAUCCUGUGGGCCAUUGGCCGAGUUCCAGAAACCAAAAGUUUGAAUUUGGAGAAGUCCGGGGUGAAAACCAACCCCAUUAGUCAGAAGAUCCUGGUGGACUCCCGGGAUGCCACCUCCAUCCCCCACAUCUACGCCAUAGGUGACGUGGCGGAGGGGCGGCCCGAGCUGACACCCACGGCCAUCAUGGCCGGGAAGUUCCUGGCCCAGCGGCUCUUCGGCCAGUCCUCAGCUCUGAUGGAUUACGACAGCGUUCCCACGACCGUCUUCACUCCGCUGGAGUACGGCUGCGUGGGGCUGUCAGAGGAAGAGGCUGUGGCACGCCACGGGCAGGAGCAUGUUGAGGUUUAUCAUGCCUAUUAUAAACCACUGGAGUUCACGGUGGCUGGGCGGGACGCGUCCCAGUGUUACAUCAAGAUGGUGUGCCUAAGGGAACCCCCGCAGCUGGUGUUGGGCCUGCACUUUCUCGGCCCCAAUGCAGGCGAAGUUACUCAAGGAUUUGCUCUGGGGAUCCGGUGCGGCGCCUCCUACGCGCAGGUGAUGCGCACGGUCGGCAUCCACCCCACCUGCUCCGAGGAGGUGGUUCGGCUGCGCAUCUCCAAGCGCUCAGGACUGGACCCCACAGUGACGGGCUGCUGAGGAUAAGCCGCCGUCCCUGCCUCACCAAGGGCACACAGCACACGCCACACCACCAGGCUCUUCAGCCCUACGUCCAGGACUGCUGAGGCCAGGCCCGUGAGAUGGUCAGCGUGGUACCCAAGUGUCUGGAUGGACAGCCUGUGUGUCCUGCAGGGAUGGCUCAUGGGGCUGCGAGCCCCCACACCCACACCGCUCACCCCCUCCCACCUGGGCCAGCACCCCCAGGCUCCUGAUGCCAGAUGAUGACGCCCUGGACAGAAACCCACCCCAUGGGCUGCCCAUGUCCGAGUUCCCCUGGUAUCUCUGGAGUGUAAAUAAAGAGGGUGUUUUCUGAA